UUUUAUUGUCCAAAAUGUUUUCCCUUUUAACUCGGCCAUUUCAUCCGAUCUUUUGCUUUUUGUAUGGACCACAGAGCGAGGGAAGUACGCGGAUCCAAUGUCUUCGACGCUUUGUUACCUUCCUACUGGGACUCGUAUUGGGCUUCCUCCUCUGGAAGCUGGCGGCCCUGAACUUUACCCUGGGUCGCCUGUUCGUGAACCGAGCCACCGACCUCUACGUAUUCAUAGUCUUUGUCCUGGUGACCGGAACGAUCUUCAUGCUAAGCCUCCCAGUUCGUGCCGUAAUCCUGCUAAUUUUCGUGGCAUUGGUAGGAAAAUCAGGAAGGACAUAUUUACGUGCAGUGGCCUUUGCCUUUAUAAUAUCCGGACCUAUUGCUAACCUGGUGGAAAAUGCGGGCGAGGUUGCCCGUGUAUUUGUCUGCACUACAGUGCUGACCUACAAUCUAUCCAAAACCCGAUUUGACUUGAUGGCCAAGCCGUUUACAAACACUCUGAAACAUAUGCGAGGAGAUGUGGAGGAGAUACGACAUACCUUUUACGAAUUACAAGAAGUCCUGGUCGAUCUUAAGUAUGCCGUGGAAAAUUCAGACAUUGAAGACGAGAAAUACGGCGACAAGAAUACCAAACCCAUCUAUGAAAGAUGGGGCAGAGAAACGAAGAGAAUGAACAUAAGUGAAAUUGGAAAUGGAGGUAAGGAGCUACCAACUUCAGCUGCGGUUCAGGAGCGUUUUCAACGGAAUAUGAGAAAUAGGUGCAAGCAUCAGCUAAGAAGUGGCCAUCGUGUGUGUCUGGAGGUUUUCCGAAAGGGUUACAGAAAAUGUACAACCAAUUUUCCCUCAAUGAUUGGUAAGGCCAUCUGUUGGCCCUACAGAGUGGAUAUUAUCUGCGAGCUAGACCUCUUUGGCAAUCCGGAUAAGAUAUGCGACCCAUCCGCGGUGGUGCCACAAAACUUUGGGGAGACUUACGUGGAGUUACUGAAGGCCGAACAGCAACUCUUUGACAACAGCUCACAGAUAGAGGUGAACUAUGAAAUAAAGGACGAACAGUUCGCCAAGAGUCAACUGAAGUCCGCUGAGAGGACAGGACAGGCUUUUAAGGAAGACUUUGAACGCCAAAAGCGUAUCUUCAAUAAAGUCAUGGGCAUACUUCAGAAGAUCCUAUGUCUGUUCAUGCUGCGGAUGGUUUACGUAUCCAUCAACUACUAUGUGAAGUAUCUCAACGACGUGGAGUUCGACAACUUCUAUAUCACUAAAUAUUUCAAGCACGUGGAUCAGCGGCGUAGGAAACAGGGUAUUGAUGCCAUUUUGCCACUGCGCACCUACGAAAAGUCAAAGUACAUUGAUGUGGAUUACAUAUUUAGUCGAACCCACCAGGAGUCCACUACGGUUUGCUUUAGUUUGUUACAGUUCCUACUAGAAUUAGUCACAGCGGGACUGUUUAUAUUGAUAGACCACUUGGUCGUGGAAUUACUUCAGAUUGUCCGAAAGCGAUCGAAGAUCGUUUACCAGCAGGAUGGUGAGCAUGAAGUCCGAUUCAAUAUCAGUGGUGUGGGUCAAAUGGCGCGACUGCUGCGCACCACCAUGCAUAACUUCAACAUCCACGAGAAGGUCUCAACCUCGCUGUCCAACAAGGAGUGCCUUCCGAAUCCACAUGUCCUGCCAAAAAAGAUGUACUACCAGCUAAUACUACUGUACCUGGUCAUAAUAGUGCUGAUCUACCAGAGCACAACAUUUCUGCGAAUGCGGCGAGUAAUUUGCAGCUUCUUCUACUACAAGCGUGAGAAACAGCGCAUCCUUUUCCUGUAUAACCGCAUCCUGCGGAAUCGGCUCAGAUCUCUGGAGUUUCUGAUUUACGAUGCCGAGGAUAACCUGGCCACACAUCGCAUCCAGCAGCAGGUCAACGUCUUCCUUUGGCUACGGUUCUCAUGUCCUGUCGUAUUUGGUUGGAUACGGCACUUCAAGUUCGCCAAAAGGACCUGCAUGAUCUGCCGGGGAUUGGAGGACUCCACCUUCACGGUUUGCGUCAACUGCGGGCUGCCAUAUUGCGACGAUUGUGCCGAGGAUCUCAACAGUGUGUGCUUUCAGUGCGGCGUGGUUCUCACUAGAGUGGCAGAAGGAUCUGAAAGCAGCGUAGAAGUGUACGCUUACAGGAAAGAAAAGUAAUCCAAGGAAGACCAAUACUGCUACCGUACUGAGUCGCAAAU
Molecule: messenger RNA, 2203 nt
Organism: Drosophila simulans
Lineage: Eukaryota; Metazoa; Arthropoda; Insecta; Diptera; Drosophilidae
Gene: snky
Product: protein sneaky
Exons: 2
Coding region: 15-2162 (715 amino acids)
Cellular component (GO): membrane
Source: RefSeq, a predicted model, not a curated record